GGAAUGAUGGAGGUCUUUGAGCAAAUUCCCACUGAACGCGAGUUGGUUUUCCAGGCGAAAGUGUUGUGUCGGCACUUCAUGCACUCCAGGAUCACUCGGGAAGGACUGAGCUGGUCCCGGGUGGGAGCCACCCUUCCUGCAGCUCUCACACCUGCAGCUCUGGUGCUCCUCAAGCUGGGUGAUGAACUGGAGAACAUACAGCCACACGUCUAUCGAAACAUCACCAAGCAGCUGAACAUCUCAGUGCUGAUGGAGGCCGUGGUGCUGGAGGCGUUUUUAUUUGUUGCGACUGAAAUUCUCUCCCUCGGGAUCACGUGGGGGAAAGUGGUGGCCAUCUUUGCAGUGGCUGGUGGUCUGGCGGUGGACUGUGUGCGACAGGAGCGUCCGGCUGUAGUGCGUACUAUUGAGGAGACUCUGGGAGAAUUUGUUCGGAAAAGCCUCGUGCCCUGGCUCAGGAGGAGAGGAGGCUGGAGUGACAUUUUGAAGUGUGUGAGGAACGUAGAGAACCGGACUCGAACACGCUGGCUGUCGUCACUCGUACUGGCCUGGAGACACUUUGUGAAGAUGAUCUACAUCUACCUGAUGAAGUAACUGUGAGGAGUUGAGGACAUUUGCACCUCUUUAGCUCUUCAAGUGCACAGAAUGUGGCUGUACUCUGUAUUUUUUACACACACACAUCAAAACUCUGUUAAAA
This is a messenger RNA of Neoarius graeffei (lesser salmon catfish), 694 nucleotides long. RefSeq names its product BCL2 family apoptosis regulator BOK b (gene bokb). The transcript is spliced from 4 exons. The record is from RefSeq and is a predicted model, not a curated record. Gene Ontology annotation, cellular component: mitochondrial outer membrane. Gene Ontology annotation, biological process: regulation of apoptotic process; extrinsic apoptotic signaling pathway in absence of ligand; intrinsic apoptotic signaling pathway in response to DNA damage. Lineage: Eukaryota; Metazoa; Chordata; Actinopteri; Siluriformes; Ariidae. Gene Ontology annotation, molecular function: protein heterodimerization activity; protein homodimerization activity. Bases 4 to 591 code for a protein of 195 amino acids.